AUAAAAACAGAUGAAAGCUGGGGGAUUUGGGGGGAAAAAACAUUUUUGAUUUCUUUUUUUAUAAAUCUGCAUUUUUAUCCUUUAAUUUGAAACUAUUUCAAAUAUUUGAAAAAUGAGUGGUGCUUCUAAUAACUUGUGGAAUUAGAUGUAUACGGAAGAAACACUGUGAUGCUGUGAUCAGAGUCAGAGAUGCAGAAUUUAAAGUUUACAAGUUCAUCCUCUGAAGACCCAGUGGCUAAUUCAGGCCAUGAGUUCCUGUGAGGAUGGAGGAAAUUCAAAUGAAGCAAUGCUUGAGAAAGAACAUCAGCACAUUCAGGAUGUUAAAAAGGAGAAAGAAGAUUUUUCUGUUUGUGACCAAACUCAAGCACAUGAAGGAGGGUCUCCUGAAGUGUCAGAGGCCAAUAAAAGGUCGUCCACUGAGACACAUCAGUCCACCAGUAAUAAAAGAGCCAGAGUCUGCUCUGAGGUGAGGAAGUGUCGGACAGAUGAGAGCCUCAGGCAUGAGCCUCUUUGCCUCACCGUGGCUGGAGAAAAGGCCCACUGUAUCCAGGAGAGAUCGAGGCUUUCCUACAGAAAGCCUCUUUUCAGCAUCUCUCACAGGAUUUCAGACAAGAGAAAUCCACCGAGUCUGGAUCAGCAGGCUAACCACGGCGGCUUGAGUCAGCUCAGCUUCAGCAGCAUCUUUUCACAGAAGCUCCAAAGUCCAGAAAUAAACGGCCAAAGUGACGUCCUCACCGCCACAGAGUCCUUGGGUCAGACGUCAGCAACAGAGUCAAACCUUUACCCACUGAUUGAGAAAAUGUUUUUCAUCCUCAAUACCCUGAACUCAAGCAUGACUCAGCUGCACAGUAAAGUGGACUUGCUAACGCUGGAAGUCAUGCGAAUAAAGAAGCAGAUCAAGCCUGCUGAGAGGAUGGCAGACUUCCAGCCUCCACCUGAAUAUCUCCUAACGAAUGAUGAACUCAAUCAGCUGAUGGAGCACACCUCCAGUGCCGGCGAGCUCAGCUGCCAGCUGCUUGUCCACCUUUUUCCAGAGCUGUUCAAAGCCAAGGAGUGCCCCCAUGACUGCAUGGCAAGCAAGAGAGCGCUGGAAUCUCUGCACCUGCAGCUGAUUCGGAACUACGUGGAGGUUUGUUAUCCCUCUGUGAAAAACAACAGUGUCUGGCAGGAGGAGUGCCUCCUUCAGAUCAAUGACUUUUUUAAUCGUUUCUGGGCACAGAGGGACAUGGAAAGCGCACGGCUCAUCAAGAAGCAGGCGGUCACUGGUGAUGAGAUGAAAGUGGAGUUUCCUCAGACGUAUCGAUUCAUUAAUGAACAGGGUCAGGAGGAGGAUCUAUCCCUGGAUAACCAGCAAGGUAGCCUGCCAGUGACCGACAAUGGGUUAAAUACUCAAGCUGCAGAAGAGCAGGACGACUUCUCCUCGCCAGAAGAUUUUGUGAUUUUCCUCAUGCAUCGUCUCUUCCCAGAGAUUUUUGAAGAGGGGAAAAUUUCCGAAGUCUCCAGCAAUUAUAGUAAUGUGGGUCAGCUCAUUCUGGACUCUGACAAGAUGGAGAUCUUGAGGAAGUACAUGGAAGCAAAUUUUCCUGAUGUACCUGAGGACAGCUGGCUUCAGUUGUGCAUUCAGCAUAUGGAGGACACACUGGAAGGGCCACACAGCAAUGGGAACGGAAGUGAAUCCGACAACAUCAACUACGAUGGCUACGACCUGGCCGGCUUUCAGGAAGACCUUCCUGUCAUCAGGACUCCAGAAGUCGGUGAAUUUGAAAGACCUUAUCGCAAGUCCAAGAAGUCGCUGCUCACAGCCGUGGAUUUUGAAAAUCUGAAGAUUCCUCCACCUGACUUCAGCGUUCCCCAGGAGUACAUUUUAUCGAGAGAGCAGCUGAAAAGCAACUAUGAAUGUAGCUUGUCCAUUGGCAACUUUGCCUCACGCCUGCUGGUGCUCAUGUUUCCUGAGCUCUUCACCCAUGAGAAUACCAGAAAGCAGUACAACUGCAGUGGUUCUCUUGGGAAAAAGCAGCUCGAUCCUGUGCGUGUGAAUCUGAUCCGACAUUACGUGCAGCUGGUCUACCCUCGAGCCAGGAACGACAGAGUGUGGAUGCUUGAAUUUGUGGGCAAACUGGAUGAGAGGUGCAGGAGGCGGGAUACGGAGCAGAGAAGAUCUUACCUACAGCAGCGCAAAGUUGGUGGCCAAGAGCUAGAGCAGGAAUUUCUCUGCCACAUCAACCACAUCACCCCAGACACUAGAGAGGAUUCAGACAUUCCUUCUUUACCUCCUGAGAAAAGCAGCAAAGACUUCUGUAAGAUCCCCCUCGACAAACUGACCAUUUCCCAACCGGACUUCCCCGUAUCUUCCGCCUACCUAUUAUCGGACUCUGAGGUGCGGGAGGUCGUCCAGCAGAGCCUUUCUGUUGGGAACUUUGCCGCCCGGUUGCUGGUGCGCCUUUUCCCGGAGCUGUUCACUCCGGAGAACUUGCGACUCCAGUACAACCACUCGGGCGCCUGCAACAAGAAGCAGCUGGACCCGGUCCGGCUGAGGCUGAUCCGUCAUUACGUGGAAGCGGUGUACCCCGUGGAGAAGAUGGAGGAGGUGUGGCACUAUGAAUGUGUGCCGAGCAUUGACGAACGCUGCCGGCGGCCGAACCGCAAGAAGUGUGACAUUCUUAAAAAGGCCAAAAGGUCAAACACUGUGUCAUAGUUACAGUAUUUUACAGUUAGUCAACACGCAUAUAAGCUGACACAACAUUCUUAAGCUCAUGUUUUAUCUUUUGCCUCCAGCAGCAGAUGUUUUAGGCUUUAGUUUUAUUUUCUAAUGUAUUAAAAAGUUAAACUGUUCUUGUUUAUAAGUCAGAGCCGUCAUAGCUUGUCUAACACAUUUCUUUCAUAAAUCUAGCCUUAAAACCACAUUAUAACCACAAUAGUAGCUACAAUUAAGAGUCACAAUUUCUCUAUUAGCAGUAAUUACUGAUGUAGCAUCGUGCCGCCAGAGUUUUAAUAAUAAAGUACUUACAGAUGGGUCCA
Molecule: messenger RNA, 3018 nt
Organism: Poeciliopsis prolifica (blackstripe livebearer)
Lineage: Eukaryota; Metazoa; Chordata; Actinopteri; Cyprinodontiformes; Poeciliidae
Gene: bend3
Product: BEN domain containing 3
Exons: 4
Coding region: 248-2695 (815 amino acids)
Biological process (GO): rDNA heterochromatin formation
Cellular component (GO): heterochromatin
Molecular function (GO): DNA binding
Source: RefSeq, a predicted model, not a curated record